Anopheles aquasalis is the source of this 5063-nucleotide messenger RNA. RefSeq names its product stranded at second transmembrane protein (gene sas). NCBI's taxonomy places the organism in Eukaryota, Metazoa, Arthropoda, Insecta, Diptera, Culicidae. Gene Ontology annotation, molecular function: integrin binding. The record is from RefSeq and is a predicted model, not a curated record. Gene Ontology annotation, biological process: positive regulation of cell differentiation; cell adhesion.
AACUCGAGGCUCCCCCACGACGCCAGUGGAUCGUUGGACAGCGUGCCAGUGACAGAAAUGGAGGAAAUGACAAUCGUGUAGUGCGACGCCGUUAAUGCGUGGAUGCGUACACAGUGGAUAGUUCCAUGUUUUAAGACCCUAGUUUUGUUUUGAAAUUUCUUAAACGCAUCCGUGCCAACCGUGAGAGGGGUGAAAAGGGUUGCGCCAGUCGGUGUGUUUGUGGUGGAAUAAAAAGUGAACAGAAAAGAAAAACCACCGUGCGGCUCCAAGUGAUGCAGCAGCUUGAUCUCACGCAGCGAUGACGAUGAUCGAAAGUGAAUUGAAGCAAACGAAGUGAAGUGCAAACGGCAAACGCAAAAUCCAAUCAAAGCGCGCCUCGUAAUUGUGAUUGUUUGUGACUGGGAAACGAAGAAGAAUCGAAACACCGCCAGGUCAGUGGUGCAAAGCGGGAGAGAAGUGCGCAUCCCGCGAAGUGGUGCAUGAUUGAUCGCAGAUCGCAGUGCUGACCAGACGCAGUGGUGACGUUAAAGAAGAUGGGCUCCGACUCACGGACCCGAUCUCCGGUGCUUGUCGGUGUCUGCGGGAUUAGUCUGCUGAUGUUGAUGCUGCAGUGCUGCUGGCUGGUCCACGCGCAAGAUGUUACCGAGUUUCCAUCAAGCACCACCACCACCUCCUCCAGUGGCACCGGUGAGACGAGCACACUGGGCAACUCGAUUGAAAGCACGGAAGCGACCACCAUCACCAUCACCAGCACCACGAUCGUGCCAGACUCCAGUCUGGAGGUGUUACCGUUGACCGCGAAACCCAACACCCCGACGGAGCUCCCGGAAUCCCGGUUGGCACCGAGCCAGACCGAAGCUGACUCAUCGGCCACGUCGGAGGAAGUGUCCAGCAAGACGACAUCAUCGCCCGAACAACUGCUGGAGGUCAAGAGUAACGGCACCAUCAUCACCAGCACCACCACCACCACCACCGGUCAACCAGAGACCACCGCUGAUGAGCUGGCAUCAACGGUCAGCGAUCAGACAACCCAACCCCCAACAACAACAACAACGGCCGAGGCGACGACGACGAUCGUGCCCAUUGCCACGUCCAAACCGGUUCCCAUUCUGCACGUCAAAUCGGCGGAAGAGGAAGCAAACGAUCGAGACGGUACGAAUCCCCCCUCGAUACUGAACCACUUCCUACCGAGCGGUGAAAGCUCGUCCGAGGAGCUGCUCAAGAUGAGCGACGUACGUGUUGCGUCGGCGGAAGUGCCGCGUGGCCGUGCGAUUAGCUUUGGGCCCGCCGAACCGAUUAACUUCGUGACCGCACCCAACCUGGUCACCACGACACCGAAGCCCGAAACGAAAGAACCACCAGCGCCGUCCGCACCGUUCGAUGACCUCAGUAACAUUAGCAUGGAGUCCACGUCCGGUGAUGACGAUGAUGGCGUGAAUCGGCGCCCAGCAGACCACCAGACCGCCGAGCGUGGAACACCGGUCCGGAUGGUGCCGGGAGGUGAGGAUGGAACCGCGGUCACACCGAGUGGCGACGGUGGCGAAUGCAUCUUCAAUGGCAUCGAAUACAAGGCGAACGCCACGGUAGACAAGGGUUGCGACGAGCGGUGUCACUGCGAGGAGGACGGUAAAUGGCGCUGUGAACCCCGCUGUGGCCGACCGUUCGUGAAGCGUGGCAAGACGGUGGUGAUGGGAGCCGGUUGCUACGAAGCGCCCUCGAAGACGGACGAAUGCUGUGCCACGCUCAUCUGCCCCUCGGAGCGCCUCAUGGCCGAUGGAACUGGUGAACCAACCAACAGUCCAUUUUCCGAGGAAUCGACGACGACGACGACAACAGCGAAAGCGAUCGUCACGGGCUGCAUCUACCGGAACCACUCGUACGGUGUGAACGAACGGUUGGAGGUGGGCUGUGACCAGAUCUGUACCUGUACGGGCGAAGGGGAGAUGGAGUGUGUGGCCCGGUGUGCACCGCUGAACGCGACCCGCUCGGAACAGUGCGUAGUGCUGGUGGAUCCUCACGAUCCCUGCUGCCAGCGUGAGUUCUGUGACGUCACGCUGGAUGAUCAUGAGCAGAGCAGUGGCGUAAUGAUGAUGAUGGCACCGGCCGCCUCUUCUUCGUCACCUUCGACAACGCAAGCACCGGACAUCGGGGCCAGUUCUUCGGCUCCACCCGGGGUUGCCGGAGAUUGUGUGUUCAAGGGUCGCAGUUACCGGUUGAACGAUAAGGUACACGAUGAGUGUAACGCACUGUGUCUCUGUACCGAGGCCGGUAUGCACUGUGCCAAGAUCGAGUGCCCAUCGGAGUUCGGGCUGGACGUGCUGGAUCCACACUGUCUCAAGUGGGGCCCAGAACCGGCCACCUUCCGGGCGAUCGCACCCCGGUGCUGCCCGGAGCGGAUGCGCUGCAUCGAUAAUGGGACGUGCGAGUACAAGGGUCAGUUCUUCGACAACUGGUCCGACAUUCCGAGUAAUCUGACCGGCUGCGAACAGCACUGCUACUGCGAUACCGGUAUCGUCGAGUGCCGACCGGCCUGCCCACCGGUACCGACAGCUCCGCCAUCCCAUCUACCGUGCAGCUCACGGAACGCACGCCUGAUGCCGAUUCCGGGUGAGGAAUGCUGCAAACACUGGACCUGUAUGCCCGGUGCCGGUGAUAAUGGACUCGCCAGUGGGAACGACGUACUGAAACCAUUGCUCAUGCCGGACACAAUAGACCAAUUCCUUCCGGCCAAGCCAUCGAAGGCUGACGCAAAACCGACGACCGCGCCGCAUGACAAACACGGCGGUGACUCGGGGGCCCCCGCCCCUCUUCCCUUCUACCCCACGAUCGAUGGCAAACUGCCACCGAAGGUGCCACAACCGGAGAAACCGACGUCGCACAAGAAGUACUCCUCGAACGCCAAGGAAGAAUCGGCCAAAAAGGGGGACCAUUUCAAUGCCAUCUUCGGUGGUGGCAGUGCCCAGCACGUACCGGACGAUGGUCCCUCGCACCCGAUUGGCCCCGAUGAGGGCAAGUACGAUUACGCUAGCUACGAGGAAGGGGCCAUGAAACCGCAUGCCACGCUCGGUGUCCAGCGUCCCGGACCACCGGGCUACUAUGGACCGGAACUGAAACCACAUUACGAACCCAGCGGCGGUGAUUUCAAUCCGUACCUCCACCAUCCACUGGUGAGCGGCGCCGGUGCUGUUGGUGGGGGUCAACAUGGCGCCCCUCCGAUCGAUAAGCAACAUCAGCAACUGCUGAACGUGCUCGGACCGAACGGACCGGGCAGUUUGCCACCGAACAUACGGAUCGAACAGCUGCUGCAGCACAUCCAAAGCACACAGGAUGCAGCGCAAGGACCACCGAUACUGCACACCGGUCCGGGGCACAUACCGAACCAUCCUGCCUAUCAGCAGCAUCCACAAAUGGCACCGGCACCCCCACCACCGACGACGGGCAAUGGCAUCAACUACAACCAGUACGGUACGGAUCCGCAUCAUCAGCAUCCCUCAUCCCACCUAGACGUUGGCAUCGUUUCGCACGCCCAACACCCACCGCCACUAGCACCACCACCACCACCAUCGACAGGAGCUGGAGGACCACCGCCCGGUCUAGGGUUCCCGCAGUUGCAGCUCGAUCUGAAGGUGCUGGCCCUGGACGCGAUCGAUCCGAACACGGUCCGCGUGAUCUUCCUCGUGCCCCAGGUGUACGUCGGGUUGCAUGGCCGGGUGGAGCUACGGUACACGCGGACACGCAACAACGAUACGGCCACCUGGCAGUCGCAGGUGUUUGCCCCACCGGACGAUCUGAUAGCGACCCCGCAGCUGGAGUUUGAGCUGCCCGGUCUCAACGCGAACACGGAGUACCGGGUGAAGAUAACGCUUAUCCUACGCGACGUUAACUCGCAACCCUCUAGUCAGGUGUACACCGUCCGGACGCCCUCGGAUCGUGUCAUCACACCACCGUCACCAAUCGGUAUCGGACCGGGCACCGGCCAUUUCCCGCACAUGAGCCACCCGACCAACUUCCUGAAGGAGAUCAUCCAAGAUCCGGAACUGCGCGCCUCCGAGGUGAACUCGACGUGGGCCCGCAUUAGCUGGCGCAAGCUGGACGACGAGGAGCUGGACUAUGUGGACGGUAUUCAGCUGCGGUACCGGGAGCUGGAUGGUAAGGUGUACGACGCUACGCCCCUCAUUCACCGGGCGCUCAGCGAGUACACGGUGGAGAACCUGAAGCCACAGACUCGGUACGAGGUUGGCAUCUUCUUCAUUCCCUUCCCGGGCCACGGGGAGGAGGUUCGGGCGGGCGAGAUGCUACAGAUCAGCACGGCGCCACGGAUCGACGUGUACGGGUUCGAGGUGGUGGUGAACGCCACGAAAAUCAAGGCCACCAGCGUGGAGGUCAGCUGGUCCGGUGUACCGUAUCCGGAGGACAAGUACAUCAACAUCUAUCGUGCAAUCUAUCAAAGUGAUAGCGGAAAGGAAGACUAUAGUGUGUUCAAAGUAGCGAAACGAGACUCGACGACGGGUACGCUCAUCAUGGACCUGAAACCGGGCACCCGGUACCGGCUGUGGCUCGAGAUGUACCUCACGAACGGUAGCAUCAAGAAGAGCAACGUGGUCAACUUCAUCACCAAACCGGGCGGACCAGCCGUUCCGGGCAAAACAGAUAAACUAGCCGCUGCAGGAGCAGCCGGCAGCGUAAACGGUGACUACUAUGGUCCACUAGUGGUCGUUGCGGUCAUCGCCGCCUUGGCCGUCAUGUCCACGCUGAUACUGCUGCUCAUACUGACGAGGCGAAGGGUACAGAGUGCCACCAUUACGCCGCCCCGCAAAAACGAUGCCUCGUACGACAAUCCGAGCUACAAGGUCGAAAUCCAGCAGGAAACGAUGAAUUUAUGAUUCGAGUCCAUUUCGCUUUGAGGAUUUUGCCGGAGGCCAUCCCUGAACCGUCGUCACAUCCGGCACGCCACAUAUUUAUUUGUGUUCCCCCGCAGGAGCGGCCAACAGCUGCAGUUGGCAUCGUGUACAUAGUAAAUCCGUCCGUAUGCUGGCGCCGCCGUAUCUUCCUUUUUUUUUUUU